Messenger RNA from Dryobates pubescens (Downy woodpecker), 1077 nucleotides. RefSeq names its product multiciliate differentiation and DNA synthesis associated cell cycle protein (gene MCIDAS). The record is from RefSeq and is a predicted model, not a curated record. The transcript is spliced from 5 exons. Lineage: Eukaryota; Metazoa; Chordata; Aves; Piciformes; Picidae. Gene Ontology annotation, cellular component: nucleus. The coding region runs from base 1 to 1077 and encodes 358 amino acids. Gene Ontology annotation, biological process: negative regulation of DNA replication; negative regulation of cell cycle.
AUGUCUUUCACUGUCCCCAGCACUCACCACUAUCGACUGGCAGGAUUUGGCAGCCUGUGCCCCCAUCCUUCCCAACACCCCAGCCAGCCCUGUGACCCUGCAGCAGGUAACUCCCCUAGACUUCAGUCUGGCUUGACUGCUCCCAUCACAGGGCACCUCCUCAAGCUGAUGGGUACUAGCAGCUCUCUGAGGCUUCCCAUCUCUGAAAUGGGUCCUUGCUUCCAGGAUGGAACAGAGUUUCAUUUCCAGGAGUUCAGAGAUGUUGUUGAUGAUUUUAUAUCUGAUGGACUGCCUCCAACACCACAGGACUGCACUGAGUUUGAUUUUUCGCUUAGUGAGGAAGUGGCCUUUGGCCCCUGCACACCGCAGCUGGAGAGCAGCAUGCUGGUACAGAUGCCCCUUCAGCACCUGCCUUCCCCUGAGUCAUGCUGGAGGGACCUGGCAGGCCAGCACCAGAAAGCACUGGGAGAUGCCCUGGUGGCUAACAGCCAGCUGCAGGAGACCCUCAUACAGAGGCAAGAAGAGCUAGUGACCCUGCGGGAGAGCAACAUGCAGCUGAAGGAGCUGGCGAGCCAGGCCAGGCAGCUGGCUGCUGUCCUUGAUACACUGAUGCUGUCGCAGUGCGCCGACGGGGCUGUCCUACCUCCUCCACCUCUUCAUUCUCCAUCUCCUCCUCCCGCCGCCGCUCCGGCCGGGACCUGGGGCGGGCACGAGCGACAGGAGCCGCAGGAAGAGACGGCGGGCGUGGACACGAUGCUGCGGGAAGUCUCGGAGAAGUGCCGCGCUGCUCUGCGAAGCCUGGGGGCCAGCCCCGGGGCCGGCCUUGGAGGGAGCCCGGGGGGAAGCCCCACGGCCAAGCGCCCGCGGAUGGCCCCGAGCCUGCACGGCGCCUUCCGCGGGCUGCGUACAGUCCGCGCCGCUCCGCGCCCCGGCGGUGAGGAGUUGGAGGGGCCCGGCAGCCUGCGGGCUGCGCUGGGGGAGGCGGGUAGCAUCCGCACUCUGGCCUUCCCGCAAGGCAGCGCCUUCACAGUCCGCACGGCCGCCGGUGGGUAUCGCUUCCGCUGGGUGCCAAGCUGA